Molecule: messenger RNA, 922 nt
Organism: Cyprinodon variegatus (sheepshead minnow)
Lineage: Eukaryota; Metazoa; Chordata; Actinopteri; Cyprinodontiformes; Cyprinodontidae
Gene: wls
Product: wntless Wnt ligand secretion mediator
Exons: 5
Coding region: 85-891 (268 amino acids)
Biological process (GO): Wnt protein secretion; intracellular protein transport; Wnt signaling pathway
Cellular component (GO): endomembrane system; organelle membrane
Molecular function (GO): Wnt-protein binding
Source: RefSeq, a predicted model, not a curated record
GUGAAUCUGUUUCUCACUCAGUCUGUUUGUUUUUUAAAUUUUUAUUCCUUUUUUUUUUCUUUUUAACGAAACGCUUGUUUAACAAUGGCGGGGGCUAUAAUCGAGAACAUGAGCACCAAAAAGUUGGUGAUAGUGGGAGUUACUCUGCUUUUGUUCCAGGCGCUCUCCUUCAUGGUCGGAGGAUUAAUUGCUCCGGGCCCCACCACCGCCAUCAACUACCUGGCAACGAAGUGCGUGGAUACAACCAAGAACAAGCAAGAAUCCAAGUGGUUCAUGCCUUGGGGUCCCAACCACUGUCAAAAGAUCUCCACGUUUGAAGAGGCCGUGGCCAAACGGAUCGAAGCGAACAACAUCGUGUUCGCCGUGCACAUUCCCAUGCAGGGCAAAGAGAUGAGCCCCUGGUUCCAGUUCAUGUUGGUCAUCCUACAGUUUGACAUCUUAUUUAAGAUGCACAACCAGAUUGAGGACGGAGCAGUAGUCACCAUCGAUGUCAGCCUGGCCUACAGAGAUGAUUUAUACAGCGAGUGGACGGAGAUGGCUCGUUCGUUUGAACGGAGGAACCUAAACUGCAAGUUCUCAUUUGAGAAGAACUUGGGGAGCCAGGACCGUCAGUAUGAAUGUGACCCCCUGCCUUUCAUGGAGGUGGGGAGUGUUGCUCAUAAAUACUAUCUCGUCAACAUCCGCCUGCCGGUCAACGAGCGCAAGAAGGUUAAUAUUGGGAUUGGAGAGAUCAAAGACAUUCAUCUUGUGAGCAUCCAUCAGAACGGAGGUUUCACGAAGGUUUGGUUUGCCAUGAAGACUUUCCUCACUCCCAGCAUCCUCAUCAUAAUGAUCUGGUACUGGAGACGGAUCACCCUCAUGACCCGACCGCCUGUCCUUCUGGAAAAGUAAGGCUUCUCUUGGCGAAGAACGAGUUGGACUC